AUGUAUUGUAAGAAAAUUAAUGCCAAUUGUAUUGACAACUAUGAUGAAGAUGUCAAACAGAUUCAACAACUCGAGAAUGAGAUUCGCUUACUGGAACAACAUGUACUGAACGUAGAAAAUCGUGUUCGUCAAAAAGCUGCAAAGUUAGCAGAAUAUGAACUACACAUCAAAGGCUUCAAAGAAGAUCAGAAAUUUGACGAAAAUUUCUGGAGAGAACUUCAUCUUGACGAAAAGGAGAGCUGUCUUCAUGAAUCAGUAGAACGAAAUUCUACGGAUAAUGGCGUCGACGGAAAUAAUGCUCAAGUAUGUGCUCUGAACUCUGACAAGAAGAUAAAACCUGUCUCAAGUGAUCAAAUUAUCGACUACUUUUUACAGCGACUUCGUCAGCAGCCACAAUAG
Molecule: messenger RNA, 399 nt
Organism: Cooperia oncophora
Lineage: Eukaryota; Metazoa; Nematoda; Chromadorea; Rhabditida; Trichostrongylidae
Source: the annotation of a GenBank genome assembly